AUAGAAUUCGCAUGAAUUAAACUUAUGUGAAAAGGUUUUAGUUGGACCUUUUGGCCACACAUUGAUUUCAUUAUGUCUAAACAAGGAAAGCUCACUUUAUGUAUUGUUGGAUUUUUAUUGGAAGUGAGCGCAGCAGCAGAUCCCAUCCAGAUCCUUAAUACAAGCAUCGCGGUAACAUCAGACGGGGAUCCAUACUGGCCCGCAGAUCGGGUCAACGAUGAUUUUAGUCAGUUUGACAACAUCACCUUGUUACUGGGAAAACAGGAUCAAUCACUUCAAAACGAAGCGUUCACUUCGAAUAACCGGUCGUUUGCGAUGACUUUACUGGCUCCUCCACGCGAAGUAUAUCGUGUACGAGUUUCGGGUGAAGUCCUAUCAAAUAUCAUGACAACAAAUACACAUUUGACAAUAUGCGAGAUUAUGAUAUACCGACAAGCAGACUGCCUACCCGGAAAGUACAGUGCAAACUGUUCAAGAGAGUGCCAUUGUCUUUCUGGACCAUGUGAAAGUGUCACGGGCACAUGUAUGUCUGCGGUGUGUCAAGACGGCUGGAGAGGACUCGCCUGUAAUGAAACCUGCAGCCCUGGGACGUUUGGUAAUAACUGCUCCUCCAUAUGCCAUUGUUACGACAAUGUAACAUGUCAUCAUAUUGAUGGUACCUGUCCCGAUAGCCAAUGUGCAACAGGAUGGACGCGUGACAACUGUAGCGUAGCCUGCAAACCUGGUUUCUACGGACAAAGCUGCGCUAUGGACUGUCACUGUGACACGUGUCAUCACGACAAUGGAUCGUGCGUAGGGUCUCUUCAAUGCCACGAUGGAUUCAGAAUGGAAAAUGGUUUCUGCACACCUAUGAGCCCACAUGGUCAAACUGAUAAGUAUUACAACGCCAUAUUAGCUGUGUCUUCGGUUCUUGGAGUUGUUGUAGCGGCUGGAAUAGUAUUAAGUGUGCUGAUAAUCAGAAGGAAACAUCUCCAAUCAGCUGGAGAAAAUCGUGCUACCAAAGAGUCGUCUUCUCACGAAAUGUACGACGACUUGUCACCAAAAUCAACGAAUCCUCACCUCUAUGACGGCUUGCAUAUGUCAUGAACAAAGAAGAACAACAAUAUUAUACAACUAUAUACAAAAGGGACAGUGCACAAACACGAGAUACAAAUUAUUAUCAGCCCAAGGUGACGUAAACAACACUGAGCACCUGAACACAUGAUGAACAUACACAGUAAAUAAAGAACAAUUGAUACCCAUGUGGAGAAAGCUAACAUUACAGUACCCACAGGACGAGAAUCAUAGGCAUACGAAGGCAACACAGCAACCAACAAUGGGUCAAGUGUCAUAUGAAAAUACCUCCACGUUUUAGUUUAUAAUUCCACUAAAAAUGUUCUCUUGCUCUAUAAAUAUACCGAUCAUCAAGGUAACUUUGCCUAUCUGACUUUAUAAAUGUUGCAUAACAAUGGUAUAAUAAAAAUACUGCACUAAUUUACUUACUUAAUUAUACAAAUCUAGCACAACUAUGGUAUGAUGAACUUGUAUCACGGUUGAUGUAUAUUGCAGUAUCGUCGUUUUGAGUUCAUACGUCAUUUUUUACAAUCAGUGACAUCUACAGAAACAGGUUUAUUUGUGUAUGCCUCUUGUUAUCCACUUAAUAAAGAUACUACUAAAUAGCAUAAACAGUAACUAAAUAUUAUAUACAUAGAUAGUAUUGGAAUCACACAAAUAUGUUAAAAUUUAUCAAAUUCUUACCAACUGACAACGCAAAAACAAUUAAAAAUAUUGCAACAUUUAUUUUUAAAGCAGCUGAAUUGAGAAAUGAAUUGAAUUUUUAAUAGUUUCGCUCCAUAUAUAACUGUCUAUUUGUAGUCAUGGCAAUACAAGCUAUAUGUAUACACAUUCUUAGAUCAUUCAAGUUUAUUUGAAUAAGAUACGACUUUACAAUAUGCAUAUACCUACCUUAAAUUAGUAUGUUACGGUACAAUGUUUUAUAAAUACAUAUACAUGUUAAAAAAUAGCCGUGUAUUUUCAAUAUGCAUGUCUUGAGAGUUGCAAAUUCCUUUUAUUGUUAAUUCUUAAGUUGCACUGCUAGAAUUGAAUAUGUAAAUGCAUGUAUGUCAUUGAACAUUGUUGACUACAUUGAUGAUUGUGUGUUAUAUGUAUGUGUACUUAUAGGCUUCAAGCCUAAUUUAUUCUGAAAUUAAACCAUACAACCAUAUUUUAUAACAUAAUAUUACAAUUUUAAUACCAUAUUAGUACAAGUUGAUAGUUGAAAGAAUGCCAUUAAUAUUUUGUAUCGAUGUACAAAGAAAGAGUCAAUGCAGGUAAUUGUGUGUGAUCAUAUGUACAUAUUGAUAAUCUAUAUUCAAAAGUUUACCUCGAGUACAUUUAUGUCAUUAUCUAUCAGGCUAUGUACUGAGAAAUAUAUAUAAAUAUUGUUUGGGACAAAACUGGUUGACAGAUAAUGUCAUCAAAAAGUGCACCUUAUUUGCGCUCAUAGUUAUAUAAUUAAUGUUAGCUUUUAAUAAGGGUAUGUUCACAAAUUAUUCAUAGUAAUAUGUUAUACAAAUUUGACAAAUAUUUAUCAAAAUACUUCUGUUCACUAUAUACAUUUACAGUGAAUGGCCUUAUAUAAAACUAAUCAAACCAAUCAAAACAAGUGCUGAUCGUAUUUCAGUAUCCCGUAUCAA
This is a messenger RNA of Dreissena polymorpha, 2675 nucleotides long. Its product is annotated as protein draper-like. The record is from RefSeq and is a predicted model, not a curated record. Bases 73 to 1086 code for a protein of 337 amino acids. The transcript has 10 exons. Gene Ontology annotation, molecular function: scavenger receptor activity. NCBI's taxonomy places the organism in Eukaryota, Metazoa, Mollusca, Bivalvia, Myida, Dreissenidae.